AUGGUCUCCGGAAACCAGACAUGGGUGAAGAUGGGCGAGCCAUGCCCCUGCAACACACAGCACGAGGUUCUGUGCAACACGACUUGGGGAACCUACUGUCAAGCAACCUACUAUGGUCAAUGCCCCAUUUCUUGCGCGGCUGAUGAGAUCUAUUGCACAGCCGUCGCCUACGACGAGUUCGGCUAUGAAAACUGGUCUGCUCCUUACCAGGAGUCCUGUGCGGCUGCCAAAGAUGGAUGCCCCUGCAACCAACAGUGGGAGAAGCGUUGUACCGAAGGUGAAUGGAGCUGGUGUGUCCCGCAUUACAUGAGCUGCCCUGUGGAUUGUGGUGAUAAGACCACCUGCUGGCAUUGGUCGGGGAAUCAGACCUGUGGCACCGACACCGGCUGCGUGUGCGAGUCCGAAGAGCUCACUUGCCCGGAUGCCGCGGGCGUGAACGAAUGCUACCCCAAGGUCUACUACCCCGAUGGCUGCCCAUUGAACUGCAACUACGACACGCACACCUACUGCUACGAAGUAGGAUACGAUGCCUCGGGCUUCAUGACGUGGACGGAGUACUGCAAAGAGAAGACCAGCCCAGAUGAUUGGGACUGCCCAGUGAUUUGCAAGAACGAGACCUCCAAGAAGUGCGGCGAUGGAUGGGACGCCUAUUGCGUGGGUCUCACCGACACGUGUCCAGAGGUUUGCACCUCUGAGCAGCAACUCUGCUGGGUCACGGACUACGACGCCUCAGGCAACUGGCUCGGAGGAGCGGACCAGUGCCAUCCCGCCAACGAAGAUUGCCCCUGUGGAAGCAACAGCCAACUCUGCUCUUUUGACGGCUACUCCUAUUGCGAGUCCACCUUCUAUGGCUGCCCAGUGACCUGCACAGCGGACCAGAAGUAUUGCUACCCAGUGUCCUACACUCCUGAAGGCGAGUGGGACUACUCGGUGCCCGUGCAAGAGACCUGUGCUGGCCUCGAUGAGACCUGCGAGUGUGGUGCCAAUGCAAAGAUGUGCAAAUGGACCGAUGAAUGGGGAUGGGAAGAGGAGUACUGCAUGCCAUCGGCCUGGGAGUGUCCCGUAACGUGUACCGCGGAGCAGAAGCGCUGCUACCUCACUGACUACAAUGCCUCCGGAUAUCCUGAGAAGUACUCUGAGAAGUGCGUGGGAAAGGAGGAGUCCUGCCGCUGCGGCACACACUCCCAGAAGUGCUACGAUCCCUACUUCGAUGAGGACUAUUGCUAUCCCCUGGUGGAUUUCUGGUCGGGACAGAAGAUGAAUUGCCCAGUCUACUGCAAGGACAACGAGGAUUACUGCUACAUCCCCAGCUACGAUGCCCGGGGCGAUUGGAUCUCCUUCACUGAGAUGUGCGUUCCACAAGGCACGCCGUGCGAUUGCUCGAAGGGUCAGAAUGCCUUUGCAUGUACCUGGAACGAUCCGACGUGGGGCUCAUGGACUGAAUGCUUGCCUACCAGCGGCCCUGGCUCUUACUGCCCUUCUGACUGCCCCCAGGGAGAGGUGGCCUGCGAUCUGGUGGAAGACUACUUGCCGAAUGGCACCUCUUUGGGCUUUGUGACGCCUUCUGUGAAGUGCGCCAAAAGCCAUGACAAGUGCCCCUGCGGCAAGGAGGCCGAGCGUUGCCCUGGCACCGGCUGCAUCUUCAAGGACGAGGGCUGCCCUGUGACCUGCGGUGCCGACGAGAAGAAAUGCUACUUGACAGACUACACCGGCAACGGCGAGUUCAUCAGUGACCGAGAAACUUGCGUUGCUGCAGAUGCCACGUGUCCCUGUGGCAAAAACACCGCCAAGUGCGCCAAUACCGACUUGUGCUUGACCACCGCUGAAGCCGCCAUUGUUUGCCCCUGCAAGGCGUCGGAGACGGAAUGCUUGGUGGUGGACUAUGACAAGAAUGGUGAAGCCACCGGUUUCUCCACUCAAUGCGUCAAGGAGGGCCAAUCUUGCCCUUGCGGCAAGAACACUCUCAGCUGCCCUGACCCCAACGAUGCGUUGGCCAAGCUGUGCGCGCCCUCCUUCAACACAAAGAAAUGCCCCGAGCCCUGCACCGCCGAUGCCAUCGCCGCAGGAAACGUCACGUGCGUGCAGACCAACCUGAACUCCAACGGGAAGUUCAAGUCCGAAACGGUGACGUGUAUUGGAGCGAACGCCACCUGUCCGGCGGGCGAGGGCAUGAAGAAGUGCCUGUCGGGGGCGACCAUUUCAGUGGACACCACCUGUAUGAACCUGUAUGCCACUGCCACCACACAAAACCGACGUUUGGACAGCAGCACAGCAACCCGUGAGACAUGCAACGCCAUCGUGACGAUGAGCAGCUUGAGCGCUGAUGCCAAGAAGAAUGCGGAGACUGCCAGGGUGAAGAUCAACAGUGUACUCCAGAUUCCAAGUGGUUUGAAGACCACCUUGGCUGUGAAGACUGCAACCCGCCGGUUGAAAGAGCAGGAGCGUGCCCUGAACUCUGGGGGAACCGUGAUCUACGGCAUCGACAACCAAGGAGUCGCAACUUCAGUGAGUCCCUCACAGGUCUGUGAGCAGUUGAAGAAGAUGGUGAAGAGCAGUAACCCUUCGUUGACGAAAGCCGUCAGCACUGUGGGAGUCAUCAACGCGCAGGCAGGUGUCAAUCUGGAGAUCUCCUCCACUGCUUUGCAGAGUCGAAGCCAAGCUGCCAAGGCCGCGAAGGCCGCUCAGGCAGGUGUCACGACGCGAUCCACAACUACCACUGUGCCACAGGCGGCAUGGGGCAUUGGGGCAGGACAGCGGACGCGAGUGGCGGCAACCCAAGCACUUCCACUUCCACGUCCGGUGCUAGCGACGGCGACAGCUCCACGAGUGGCUCUACCAGUGAGGAUAUGGUUGGACAUGCUGGUGUCAAAACGAUUGCACAUGACAUGCUUCCUAUUUCGAUGA
Molecule: messenger RNA, 2904 nt
Organism: Durusdinium trenchii
Lineage: Eukaryota; Dinophyceae; Suessiales; Symbiodiniaceae
Source: the annotation of a GenBank genome assembly